AGCGUCGCCAUGCAUGUCACCCGGCCAAAAUCCGCCAAGGGGCGCACCCGGUCCAACCUGAGCUAUUCCCAGAGCCUGGGGGCCUACUCCUACCAAGUGCCAUCGUCCCCCCAGCCGGUCGCCACCCCUGGGGAGGAAGAGGUCAGUGGCCGGAGGGCAGCCUCCUCCCAGCCCAUCCAGGCGCUCCCGGCCGAAGUGCCGGACCUCCUCCAGCAGGUGCCCACCAGGACCUCAUCUUCCCUCAACAAGUACCGGGUACUGCCGUCCAUCAGCAGGAAGGACCGGAGGACAGGCACUGCUGAAGUGAUGUCCGAGCAGGCUGGUGAGCUCCCAGCCAGUGCCCAGGCGGCAGCAGCAGCCGAGGAAGAACAGAGGUCCCAGGAUCCUUCUCUGCUGAGGGGGCCCACACCUCUCCUGCUGGAGCACAAGGGGGGCGGUGGAGAGCACCCCCAGCCCCCCUUUCCUGCCUUGGAGAGGCCUCGAUCGAAUAAAAAGAGGGAAGGAAGUUCUCCCACCGCACUGACCCUCAAUCUGGAGGAGCCCGGUGAGGAGGAGCCCCGGCUGCUGCUGGCCAUCCGCUCGCCUUCGGGGGAAAGGUUCGAACGCUACUUCCGGCCCACAGACAGCCUGGAGACGGUGGUCGCCGUGGCCGAGCAAAAGAACGCGGCCGCCUACCGGCGCUGCAGGAUCGGGACGGUGGAAGUGCCCCGCAGGACCUUCUCGGACCUCAGCCGGUCUUUGCAGGACUGCGCCAUCCGCCACAAGUCCGUGCUGUGCAUUCUGCUGGACAAGCAGGAGGGGGCGCUCUGAGCAGGAGUGUGUCUGCCUCCCAUUAAACCCCCCUGGAAGGAAACUCAGCCCC
This is a messenger RNA of Protobothrops mucrosquamatus (brown spotted pit viper), 862 nucleotides long. It is a transcript of the gene UBXN10, whose product is annotated as UBX domain protein 10. Gene Ontology annotation, molecular function: ubiquitin binding. The coding region runs from base 10 to 810 and encodes 266 amino acids. The record is from RefSeq and is a predicted model, not a curated record. Lineage: Eukaryota; Metazoa; Chordata; Lepidosauria; Squamata; Viperidae. The transcript has a single exon. Gene Ontology annotation, cellular component: endoplasmic reticulum.